This is a messenger RNA of Botrytis fragariae, 1764 nucleotides long. Its product is annotated as putative small nucleolar ribonucleoprotein complex protein. NCBI's taxonomy places the organism in Eukaryota, Fungi, Ascomycota, Leotiomycetes, Helotiales, Sclerotiniaceae. The coding region runs from base 1 to 1764 and encodes 587 amino acids. Gene Ontology annotation, biological process: rRNA processing. The transcript has 2 exons. Gene Ontology annotation, molecular function: protein binding. Gene Ontology annotation, cellular component: small-subunit processome; Pwp2p-containing subcomplex of 90S preribosome. The record is from RefSeq and is a predicted model, not a curated record.
AUGCCUCCCUUACGGUCAAAAAAGUCUGCCAAUGGUAGCGCAAAAUCGAAAAAGGAUGCGCCAAAAAUUCUUCAAGAAAGUGAGGAGAGUGCCAGUGACAAUGAGAGUGUGGACAUGAUGGAUAAGGAUUCCGAUGAAGAGGAGUUAGACAGACUUGUUUUGGGAGACGGUGCAGGAUUCACGGCUCAAUUGGGUCAAGAUAUGGAUUUUGAAUCGGAAGAUGAAGAAGAAGAAAAGGGUCAAGACGAGGAACAAGAGGACAUUGGAAUUGAGGGUGUUGACGAUGCAGAUCUAUUUUUUCUCGACUCCGGACCAUCCACAGUACCUCAAGAUGCAUUAAUACCACGUCCACAACCUGAAGACGAAGAGGGAGGAGAUGCGCUGGCUUGGGAAGAUAGCGAUGAUGAUCGAUUGAAUGUAUCUCUAGCUGGAAAUUCUCGUUUAAGAAAACUUCGAGUCAAUGAAGGAGAAGAUAUAGUUAGUGGAAGAGAGUACACACGGCGACUACGAAUGCAAUUUGAGCGUCUCAAUCCUGUUCCAGAGUGGGCGCAAUCUUCUAGGCCGACAAAGCGACGUCGCAGGUCAUCUGCAGCCUCCGACUCUUCAUUGUCUUCGAACGAUAUGGACGUUGAUGAUUCCGACCUUUCUACAUUACCUCUCGCAAGACUUCUUCAAGAUGCCGGAGCUCUCACAAAAGAAGCACCCGCUACCUCAAAAAGACCAAAACUCAGACCUGAAGUUCUCGAUAUCCAAAGAACGAGGGAUAUACCCAAAACUCAACCAUCAGCCGUCACUUCUCUUUCCUUCCAUCCAGAAUACCCAGUCAUACUUUCUUCAGGUCCAGCAUCAACUCUAUAUCUACACCAAUAUGCGCCCACAGCCCAUCCACAUCCACAUCCACAACUUACUAGCGUUCACGUUAGGAAAACCCCCAUUGCUACAUCCGCAUUCCUUCAUCCUUCCGGAGACAAAAUCAUUUUCGCUGGUCGACGCCGUUAUUUCCACAUCUGGGAUCUUCCUUCUGGAGAGAUCAACAAGGUUACGCGAAUUUAUGGACAUAAGGAUGAUCAAAAGACUAUGGAAAGAUUCAAGCUCAGUCCUUGUGGCCGAUAUAUGGGACUGAUUGGUUCAUCGAAAAAGGGAGGCGGUCUUAUAAAUAUUCUUGAUGCAACCACAACACAAUGGAUAGCAUCAGCAAGAAUUGAAGGCAAAAAUGGAGUUGCAGAUUUCGCCUGGUGGAGAACUGGAGAAGGAUUAACUGUUGUAGGAAAGGGUGGAGAAGUAGGAGAAUGGAGUAUGGAAACUGGAUCUUUUGUCGCUCGUUGGAACGAUGAUGGUUCCAUCGGUGCUACUGUCCUUACACUCGGUGGACCAAAUGGACCCAAACAACUCGGUGGAGAUCGUUGGGUAGUGAUUGGAUCUCAAAGUGGUGUGGUCAAUAUUUACGAUCGCAAGAAUUUCAUCUCAGGAAACGAUAUAAAAAUACCCGAGAGACCUGAGCCAAAUAGACGACUUUUGCAAUUAACUACACCUACAAGUCAUUUGCAAAUUAGUCCCGAUGGACAAUUGUUGGUCUUUAGUAGUAGGUGGAAGAAAGAUGCUUUGAGACUGGUACAUCUACCUAGUUGUACAGUAUAUAAGAAUUGGCCAACAUCGAAUACGCCAUUAGGAAGAAUUUCAUCCGUGGCAUUUGGUAGUGGAAGUGAUGUUUUGGCGGUUGGUAAUGAAGCUGGAAAGAUUAAGUUGUGGGAAAUCAGAAGUUAG